AUGUUGCCUCCGGCUCUCAACAUCCCCAAAUGGCUCGAAGAAAACUCCCAUCUCCUACAACCACCAGUCAAUAAUUACUGUGUCUACCACCCCUCAACCCCGGCAACAGCCGGCUACACUGUGAUGAUCGUCGGCGGACCCAACGCGCGAACAGACUACCACAUCAACACAACUCCCGAAUUUUUCUACCAAUACAGAGGAUCCAUGCUCCUCAAGACAGUUGACCCGUCAACCAAUCCGCCCACGUUCCAGGAUAUUCCGAUCCACGAAGGAUCGAUCUUCCUGUUGCCGGCAAACACACCGCACAGCCCGGUCCGAUUUAAGGACACGGUCGGUGUAGUGAUGGAGCAGCCACGACCAGAUGGAGCAGUGGACAUUAUGCGAUGGUAUUGCCGGAAGUGUAGCGAGAUCGUAUGGGAGAAAAGGUUUGUAUGCACGGAUCUAGGGACGCAGGUUAAGGCUGUCGUGGAGGAAUUUGGAGCAGACGAGGAAAAAAGACGGUGCAAGGGUUGUGGAGAAAUGGCGGCGGUAAGAUAUCAGGAAGGGGAGGUGGUGCAGCCUUGA
Molecule: messenger RNA, 564 nt
Organism: Penicillium pulvis
Lineage: Eukaryota; Fungi; Ascomycota; Eurotiomycetes; Eurotiales; Aspergillaceae
Product: 3-hydroxyanthranilate 3,4-dioxygenase
Exons: 2
Coding region: 1-564 (187 amino acids)
Biological process (GO): quinolinate metabolic process; 'de novo' NAD+ biosynthetic process from L-tryptophan
Cellular component (GO): cytoplasm
Molecular function (GO): 3-hydroxyanthranilate 3,4-dioxygenase activity; iron ion binding
Source: RefSeq, a predicted model, not a curated record